CAGAGUUAGAAGUGAGAAACAGAAGUGGAGACCAAAAGCGAGACAGAGAUAGAAAAGCGAUGGAAUUGGAGACUAAAAAGCGAGACAGAGAUAGAAUUUGAGACUAAAAGCGAGCAGAGAUGCGAGAAAAAACCUGUAUUUUCUCUACAAAACAAUCUGUCAAUCAGGGGGAAACCCCCCUAUGAAAGCACAAGAUAGAUCUAAGACCUAGGUAUAACCAGUUUGGAGUGCCACAAAAAAAUCACCAAAUAAAUGGUAGAGUAGCUCCAGUAAAGCCAAACAGUUUAUUGAAUAUUGUCAAACGUAGAAGAUCGCUGGCUGGUAAUCAAAUCACAAUGAAAUUUAUGCUUGCUUUACUUGUGGCUUUGUUUGCCUUGACGUCAGCUCAGUUUGGUGGACCCUUUGGUGGCAUCAUACGGGAGUUUGAGCAGCUUGAACAAGGACAACAACAGCAACAGCAGCAACAACAACAGAGUGGCUUUGGUGGCGGCCAGCAGCAGCAACAGCAGGAGCAAGGUGUCAUCUUUAGGGGGCCCUUUGGCGGUGGCAUUGAAUUCUUUCAAGAACAACAGCAAGAGCAACAGCAGGGGGCAGGAGGAGGUCAACAGCAGCAGCAACAGCAACAGCAGGAGAAUCUAUUCGAUCUAUUUGGUUGAGAUAAUCAUCCAACUGCCAGCCUCCCCAACUAGUCAUUCCUUAUAAUCAUAAAAACUAAAAUAAAGUUGAAAAACCACUUGAAA
Drosophila miranda is the source of this 740-nucleotide messenger RNA. RefSeq names its product prunin 1 Pru du 6.0101. The coding region runs from base 336 to 656 and encodes 106 amino acids. The transcript is spliced from 2 exons. The record is from RefSeq and is a predicted model, not a curated record. NCBI's taxonomy places the organism in Eukaryota, Metazoa, Arthropoda, Insecta, Diptera, Drosophilidae.